AUGGUGGACUAUAGCAAAUGGGACGCCUUGGAGCUUAGCGACGACUCCGAUAUCGAGGUCCACCCAAAUGUCGAUAAACGGUCAUUCAUUCGAGCAAAGCAGAACCAGAUACACAUGGAGCGGGAGCAACGGAAGCGGGAGGUUCAGGCACUCAAGCAUGAGCGUAUCAUCAAUGAUGCCCUGUUGCAACGUCUCCGCUUCCUGACAUCCACCCUGCAAUCGCAGCAUGCCGACUCUGUCGACAGCAACUUGAACCCAGCUGACAUUGCAUUCCAGGCUGUGAUGGAAUUGGCGUCCACUAAUCCCACGGAAGAUAGUCCCCCGCCACGACCAGAAGGCGUGUUUGACAGCGACUUGCUGCCUCUUCCGACUUACUCAAAGUUGCUUGCGACCAUUCUAGAUGAAGUGAACAAAACCAUACAGGAGCGGCAAACGGAGAACGACCGAGGCUACGAAGCGUUUGUUCAGGAGCUUGGCGUGCAUAUUCAAAAGGUUCAAGACCUCCAGGCAGAACUGGCCAGGAGGCUUGAGACGCUUGAACAACAGGAUUCCAAGAAGAUCACUAGCGAAAGCUACCACGUUGGGUUUGACAGUUCGCACGUCAAUAAGACCAAACCAGGAGGGGCAUCCAAAGAGGAGACCACAGUGGAGCUGCUAAACCCGAAUCAUGACCUGGGCGUAGCAAAGCUUGAGAAGUCUAUCCCGGCCUCCGACUACCGCGCUAGUCAUGGUUAUCUGCAGUCGCACCCAGAAAUUAUCCAGAAGGAGUCGAAUAUUGAUGGGCUGUUUAUCGAAGCCUAUUAUGCAAUGCUGGAUCAAAAUGACGAGAAGCGGGCCUGGCAGUAUACGCACCAAGCUCUACUGUUACAGUACUGUCAUACACUCGGACGCGAAGGUGUUGCGCUCUUCUUCAAAGGUAUGACAACGCCGGGCCACCGGGCUCGGGAGGAGUUUCAAAAGGACCUCGCUGAGAGGUUCCAUAAAAUCCGGUCUAUGGCAAAGCGGGACUCCAAGCAAAAGGAAGACAGUUCGAUUCGGAUCAGGGUUCCACCGGCCGGAAGCCAGGACGAGAAGGAGAAAAGGGGAAGGGAGAUCUUUGAGCAAUUCUCCCCCAAGAUAAGAGCAGCGUUGGAGAGUGGCUCCUUGGAGGAGGUCAAUAAAGCUUUGGCCGAAAUGGCGGUUCCGGAAGCCGAGAAAAUGGUCAGUCUUCUUGAUGAGGCUGGCUGUCUGGAUAUUGAAGAGGGAAUCAUCGACGCUACGACGGAAGACGGAAAGUGGCAUUUAGAAGAGGCGAAGGAGACUACUGCUGAGUAA
Chaetomium strumarium is the source of this 1314-nucleotide messenger RNA. RefSeq names its product Cdc37 N terminal kinase binding-domain-containing protein. Gene Ontology annotation, cellular component: cytoplasm. Gene Ontology annotation, molecular function: protein-folding chaperone binding; heat shock protein binding; protein kinase binding. The transcript is spliced from 5 exons. NCBI's taxonomy places the organism in Eukaryota, Fungi, Ascomycota, Sordariomycetes, Sordariales, Chaetomiaceae. The record is from RefSeq and is a predicted model, not a curated record. Gene Ontology annotation, biological process: protein folding; protein stabilization. The coding region runs from base 1 to 1314 and encodes 437 amino acids.